AUGGCGCAAAGUUUAGUCUUGUCUAUUAUAUGUUUUAUCAAUAAAAAACGCGGGUGCAGAACGCUAUGUCUUGACAGCCUGAAGUUUAACCUUCUUGCCAGCAAUCAACACUUUGAUGCUUUUAACACCGCCAUUGCCCUGUUGCUCGUUCCUGGCAAGCACAUUGAAUUGCCUUUUACUGACGGCAAGUUAAGAAUUCCUGCCAUUUUCUACGGCAGUGGCAAAAAGGAAGCGCGACCGACAAUCAUUCUAGGCAACGGCUACGAUGGAGGGCAGGAAGAGAUGCUCCACGUCAUGGGCAAGGCUAUUCUUGAACGCGGAAUGAACGUCAUCACGUAUGAAGGACCUGGCCAACCAACCGUGAGGCGAAAGCAAAACUUGGGUUUUAUUCAUGAGUGGGAAAAAGUAGUAUCACCCGUGGUUGACUAUCUUCUGACCCGUCCAGAAGUUGAUCCAAAGAGCAUUGGUCUUUUGGGGUAUUCCUUUGGUGGCAUGCUUGCGCCACGCGCAGCUUUUGAACACCGACUUGCCCCAGUAUUUGCCGUAGAUGGUGUGUAUGAAUUCGCAUCUGUGGUGUAA
Molecule: messenger RNA, 579 nt
Organism: Fusarium oxysporum Fo47
Lineage: Eukaryota; Fungi; Ascomycota; Sordariomycetes; Hypocreales; Nectriaceae
Product: Alpha/Beta hydrolase protein
Exons: 1
Coding region: 1-579 (192 amino acids)
Source: RefSeq, a predicted model, not a curated record